This is a messenger RNA of Xyrauchen texanus (razorback sucker), 3404 nucleotides long. Its product is annotated as serine/threonine-protein phosphatase 5. Gene Ontology annotation, cellular component: cytosol; nucleus. Bases 1 to 1470 code for a protein of 489 amino acids. The record is from RefSeq and is a predicted model, not a curated record. The transcript is spliced from 13 exons. Lineage: Eukaryota; Metazoa; Chordata; Actinopteri; Cypriniformes; Catostomidae. Gene Ontology annotation, molecular function: protein serine/threonine phosphatase activity; protein binding.
AUGACGGAAUGCGGCAGUGAGAAGAUGGCGGAAGAGGAGCGGAGUGCCAGUGCUGAGAAACUGAAGGAGAAGGCGAAUAACUACUUUAAAGAGAAGGACUAUGAGAACGCGAUCAAGUAUUACACAGAAGCGGUGGAGUUGAACCCGACCAAUGCCAUCUACUACAGUAACAGAAGUCUGGCGUACCUGCGGACGGAGUGUUAUGGAUACGCGUUGGCGGACGCAACUCAAGCCCUGGACCUGGACAAGAACUACAUCAAGGGCUACUACCGGCGGGCCACCUCUAACAUGGCCCUCGGCAAGUUCAAAGCAGCACUUAAAGAUUACGAGACGGUAGUGAGAGUGCGGCCCAAUGACAAAGAUGCCAAGAUGAAGUAUCAGGAAUGCAAUAAGAUUGUAAAGCAGAAGGCGUUUGAACGAGCUAUCGCCAGCGAUGAGCUCAAACGAUCCGUGGUCGACUCCUUAGAUAUAGAGAGCAUGAUGAUUGAGGAUGAUUAUACUGGACCUAAACUUGAAGAUGGGAAGGUCACACUGAAGUUCAUGAAAGAAUUAAUGGAGUGGUUCAAAGACCAGAAGAAACUGCACAGAAAGUGUGCUUACCAGAUGUUGAUUCAAGUAAAAGAAGUUUUAUCCAAACUUCCAAGCCUUGUUGAAAUUACUUUAAAAGAGACAGAGAAAAUAACAAUCUGUGGGGACACACAUGGCCAAUACUACGAUCUUCUAAAUAUCUUCGAGUUGAAUGGUUUGCCAUCUCCAACUAAUCCAUAUCUGUUCAAUGGUGAUUUCGUGGACCGUGGCUCUUUCUCUGUAGAAGUCAUUCUCGUACUCUUCGGCUUCAAGCUGCUCUAUCCAGAACACUUCCACCUGCUGCGGGGGAACCACGAGACCGAUAACAUGAAUCAGAUGUACGGAUUUGAGGGCGAGGUGAAAGCGAAGUACACCGCUCAGAUGUUCCAGCUAUUCAGUGAGGUCUUCCAGUGGCUUCCUCUCACACAGUGCAUCAACAACAAAGUCUUGGUGAUGCAUGGAGGACUGUUUAGUGAGGAUGGUGUGACUUUAGAUGACAUUAGAAAGAUUGUCAGGAACCGACAGCCUCCAGACUCUGGUCCGAUGUGUGAUCUGCUGUGGUCGGAUCCUCAGCCGCAGAAUGGGCGCUCCAUCAGUAAACGGGGUGUGAGCUGUCAGUUCGGGCCCGAUGUCACAGAGCGAUUUCUGGAACAGAAUAAACUGCAGUAUAUAGUGCGCAGUCAUGAGGUCAAAGCCGAGGGUUAUGAGGUCACUCACUCAGGGAAGUGCAUCACCGUUUUCUCAGCGCCAAACUACUGUGACCAGAUGGGUAACAAAGGAGCUUACAUUCACCUCAGGGGAUCAGACCUCAAGCCAGAGUUCCACCAGUUUAAUGCUGUGCCUCAUCCAAAUGUCAAGCCGAUGGCAUAUGCUAACUCUCUCAUGCAGCUGGGGAUGAUGUAGUUGCUUCACUGUCAAGUCCACACCAAUCCCUCCACAUUCACUCACACACACACACACAUUCUACUCAUUUCUGUGUCGAACAAACUAUUUCUUCCUCUUAUACAUGCACACCAUUUUACAGUAUUCAACAUACCUGUGGCUCUGAUGAUUUCUUCCUGAAGCACGUACAGAUCAUAUGUUGACAAUGCCUUGACCUCAAAAAAGGAAAUAGGAAUGUCAGUUUCCACUUGCCCACUAAUGGAUCUCCCCCUCGUCAUUCAUGAUAGAGCUGAACAGAUUAUAUGUUUAGCAGUAUUAUACAGGAGCUGAUUUGUACCAAAGAAUGUGCAAAUAUACCUAUAUAUGACAAACCCCAAAGUAAAAGUGUUGAUGUAGAAUUGGAUUAAAAAUAGAGUUUAAAAAUAGUGAUCAGCACUUUUACUUUAAAGGAUUAGUUCACCCAUCUCAUCAUUUACUCGCCCUCAUGCCAUCCCAGAUGUGUAUGAAUUUCUUUCUUCUGUGGAACACAAACAAGGAUUUGCAUAAGAAUAUCUCAGUUCUGUUGGUCCAUACAAUGCAAGUUAAUGGUGACCAGCACUUUGAAACCCAAAGAAGUACAUAAAGGUAGCAUAAAAGUAAUCCAUAAAACUCCAGUGGUAAAAUCCAUAUCUUCAAAAGCGAUGUGAUUGGUGUGGGUGAGAAACAAAUCAAUAUUUAAAUCACCACUUUCACAUUCUUCUUUGGUUUUUGGCCAGUCUCUAUAUUUGUGCAUAUCGCCACCUACUGGGCAGGGUGGAGAAUUUAUAGUAAAAAGGACUUCAAAAUUGAACUGUUUCUAACCCACACCUAUCAUAUCUCUUCUGAAGACAUGGAUUUAACCACUUGAGUUGUAUGGAUGACUUUAUGCUGCCUUUGUGCCUGUUGACUUUGUAUGGACCUACAGAGCUGAAAUAUUCUUGUAAAAAUCUUAAUUUGUGUUCAGCAGAGGUAAGAAAGUCAUACACAUCUGGGAUGGCAUGACCAUUAGUAAAUAAUGAGAGAAUUUUCUACUUAGCACCCCACACACACACACACAAAGUCGCCACCUUUCUUUUACAUCUGAUGCCCAAUGUUGUGAAGUUUGGAGGAAGAAAUGUCAUUUUAAUACUGUAGCAGUGAAAGUGUUUUACGUGUCAUAUCAAAAACAUUACAAACCAGUUCUCUUUUUUAAAGAAAUGCAGUUUUCCAAUUUUCACAAGCUCCACAUGGAAACAUUACCUUUAGUAUCUAUCUUGCUGUCAAACUUUCUGUUUGUCACAUGAACCUGAUAAGUGUCACUCAUGUUCAAACUUUAGAUAUCUGUAUGACUUUAGUAAAUGACGUCAAACACUCUUUCGGCUUUCUUUCCCUCUCAGCAUGGGGAAAGUACAGUAUUGUGAAGCUAUGUAACCAUAUAGCGUAGUCCUUCACGCCUUUCUCCCAACAUGCUUGACUGAAAUGCACUGGAGAUUCUGUACAACCCUUGUACCUUCCACUGUAUGUUUGUCUAGCGGAUCCCUUGUCCUUUGUGUGGACUCAAAUUAUGACAGCAGAACUCUUUAAAUGCACAGCAGCCAUCUCCCAUGCCCAUUACUUUUUAGAGAAUAUUAUAUGCACCAAUGUGUAUGUGUAUAUAUAUAUAUACUGUAUCAUUCAAUUUUCAGUGUACAUGUUUGGGGGAAAAAGUUCUUGAAUAAAAAAGACGCCAGUCCGAUAAUCUGAAAUGUGGUCAUAUCUUUAAUUGUGGAUGAUAUUUUAGUUUUAUUUCGUUUACUUGAGUUGCACCAGCAGUAACAGGUUUGUAUCAUCAGCGUUGGCUGCAGCUGAUAAGAAUGUUUAAAUAAUUAAGGACUGAAUGAUAAAAUAUGCAGUUUUAUAUUUCUCAGUAAUGCACAGUAGGCAUCAUGUCUGGCAGACUGUUUUAAAUAAAAAUUGAA